AUGGACUUGUCAGUGUUCACACAGCAAAGUCCCGCCCACAAUGACUUCCGCAGUGAUACAUUCACCACUCCUACUGCAUCCAUGAUUAAUUCAUUAGCCACAACCACCCUUGGAGAUGCCGUUUAUAAUGAAGAUUCCAAAACGAUUGAGUUGGAAAAGAAAGUAGCCGAAAUGACUGGUAAAGAAGCGGGGUUGUAUUGCGUGAGUGGUACCUUGUCCAAUCAAUUGGCCAUGAGGGUGAACUUAAUGCAGCCUCCUUAUAGUGUGAUGUGUGAUUAUCGUGGGCAUGUUUACGUGCACGAAGCUGGAGGCAUGUCCACGUUAACGCAAGCCAUGGCACAACCAAUCAAACCCAAGAAUGGCAUCCACUUGACUUUGGAGGAUGAUAUCUUGCCCAAUUUUAUUCCUGAUGAUGGAGAGAUACAUGGUGCACCGACAAAAUUGAUUUGUCUUGAGAAUACAUUGCAUGGGAUGAUUUUUCCCUUGGAUGAGAUUAAAAAGAUUUCCCAGUUCUGUAAGGAAAACAAUGUCAAGUUACAUUUGGAUGGGGCCAGAUUGUGGAAUGCGAGUGUGGCUACUGGGAUCUCAUUGAAGGAGUACAGCCAUUAUUUCGAUAGCGUUUCUCUAUGUUUGUCAAAAACAUUGGGUGCACCUAUUGGAACAGUGUUGGUUGGCGACAAGAAGUUCAUAUUGAAAGCCAAUCAUUUCAAGAAACAAAAUGGAGGUGGUAUCAGACAAAGUGGAUUAUUAGCUAGUAUGGCCAUUGUUGCCAUCGAUGAAAAUUUUACCAAGUUGCAAAAAACCCACGAUAUGGCAAAGGAAUUGGGAGACUUGUGCAAACAAAAGGGCAUCCUUUUGGAACAUCCGGUGGAUACGAAUUUUGUGUUCGUUGAUAUUGCUGCAAACAAGAUGAAUCCUGAUAAAUUGAUUGAGAUAAGUGACAAGUACGGAGUCAAGAUUUAUUCGGGACGAGUUUCUUUCCAUUAUCAGAUUUCUCAAGAGUCGUUCGAAAAGGCAAAGAAAGUGAUUGUAGAGGCAUUUGAGUUUGCGAAAGAGCAUCCAUAUGAAGAAUCCCACAAUUUCAAGUUUUAUACUGCUGAGAAUAAAUAG
Messenger RNA from Lodderomyces parapsilosis, 1110 nucleotides. RefSeq names its product threonine aldolase. Gene Ontology annotation, biological process: glycine biosynthetic process; L-threonine catabolic process. Gene Ontology annotation, molecular function: L-allo-threonine aldolase activity. Bases 1 to 1110 code for a protein of 369 amino acids. Gene Ontology annotation, cellular component: cytosol. NCBI's taxonomy places the organism in Eukaryota, Fungi, Ascomycota, Pichiomycetes, Serinales, Debaryomycetaceae. The record is from RefSeq and is a predicted model, not a curated record. The transcript has a single exon.